CCGCAAUAAAAAGCAGAAGAAACAGAACAAGUUGCAAAAUUUUGGCAGUCAUGGACAGAGGCAGAGGCGUGUACUCUCCCUUGUUUGAAACAAAGAAAGGCAGAGGAAGACUUAUCUAUAGGCUCUUUUCAAUCUCAUUAUUUACAGCCAUAAGCUUCAUCUGGCUCUACAGAUUCAACCACAUCAUAACCACAAACUAUACUCAACAAGAAGAAGAUGGAGGAAAGUUGGUAUGGUUUGGUAUGCUUGCUGCAGAACUAUGGUUUGGCUUUUAUUGGUUUCUCACUCAAGCUUUCAGAUGGAACCUUGUCUUCAGACAACCCUUCAAGGAUAGACUCUCCCAAAGAUAUGAGCAUAUGUUGCCAGAAGUGGACAUAUUUGUAUGCACAGCAGAUCCAGAAAUAGAGCCACCAAUGAUGGUAAUAAACACAGUGUUAUCUGUUAUGGCUUUUGAUUAUCCAUCUGAAAAGUUGAGUGUGUAUCUAUCUGAUGAUGGUGGGUCAGAAAUAACCUUCUAUGCUUUGUUAGAGGCUGCUACUUUUGCAAAACAUUGGCUACCUUUUUGCAAGAGAUUCAAAGUUGAGCCCAGGUCACCUGCUGCAUAUUUUAAUGGCAUUAAAGACACUAAUAUUGCUAAUGAGUUGGUAGCUAUCAAGAAAUUGUACAAUGAAAUGGAAAAACGAAUUGAAGAUGCAACAAAGUUAAAAAGAGUACCCCAAGAAGCACGUUUAAAGCAUAAGGGAUUUUCUCAAUGGGAUUCAUAUUCAUCUAAACGUGACCAUGACACAAUUCUUCAAAUACUACUUCAUAAAAAGGACCAUGAUAACUCUAAAGAUGUACAUGGUUUCAUGUUGCCAACUUUGGUGUAUUUAGCCCGAGAGAAGAGGCCUCAAUAUCACCACAACUACAAAGCUGGAGCUAUGAACUCAUUGUUAAGGGUGUCUUCGAUUAUCAGCAACGGGAAAGUCAUUCUAAAUGUAGAUUGUGACAUGUACUCAAACAAUUCAGAAUCUAUAAGAGAUUCUCUCUGUUAUUUCAUGGAUGAAGAGAAAGGCCAUGAAAUUGCUUUUGUGCAGUCUCCACAGGCCUUUGAAAAUGUUACUAAGAAUGAUUUAUAUGCGAGCGCUCUACUAGCAAUUGCCGAGGUGGAGUUCCAUGGGGCAGAUGGUUGUGGUGGCCCUUUGUACAUAGGAACUGGAUGCUUUCACAAGAGAGAAUCUCUUUGUGGAAUGAAGUUCAGUGAUGAAUAUAGGCAUAACUGGAAGAGUGAAGAUAACUUGUCCACAGAAGAAACCUUGCAUGAACUAGAAGAAAAAUCAAAGGGUCUUGCAAGCUGCUCAUAUGAAGAAAAUACACAAUGGGGAAAAGAGAUGGGUUUGAAAUAUGGAUGUCCAGUGGAAGAUGUGAUAACAGGGUUGUCUAUACAAAGCAAUGGAUGGAAAUCAGUGUAUUACAAUCCAGCAAGGAAGGCUUUCUUAGGUGUAGCUCCAACUUCUUUGCUUCAAGUACUUAUUCAACAUAAGAGAUGGUCUGAAGGAGAUUUUCAAAUUUUGUUUUCUAAGUAUAGUCCUGCAUGGUAUGCUUUUGGGAAGAUUAAUUUGAGCCUCCAAAUGGGAUAUUGUGCUUAUUGCUUAUGGGCACCUAAUUGUUUAGCAACUUUGUUUUACUCCAUCAUCCCUUCCCUUUAUCUUCUUAAAGGCAUCCCCUUGUUUCCAAAGAUAUCAAGUCCUUGGUUCAUACCUUUUGCAUAUGUAAUAAUUGGAGAAACUAUUUAUAGUUUGUUAGAGUUUAUGUUAAGUGGAGGGACAUUUGAAGGUUGGUGGAAUGACCUAAGGAUAUGGUUAUACAAAAGGACAAGCUCUUACCUAUAUGCUUUCAGUGACACCAUUUUGAAGCUUUUUGGAUUUUCAGAUUCUCUCUUUACAAUCACGGCUAAGGUUUCAGAAGAAGAAGUUGUCGAGCGCCACGAGAAAGAAAUUAUGGAGUUUGGAACAUCCUCACCCAUGUUCACUAUAUUAGCAACACUAGCAUUGUUCAAUUUAUUUUGUUUUCUUAAUGUGUUGAAGAAUGCAAUCUUGAGGGAUGGUGGUUUUGGAGCAUAUGAAAAAAUGGGAUUGCAAGUUAUAUUAUGUGGAUUUUUGGUUCUCAUUAAUUUGCCUCUAUACCAAGGCCUUUUCUUAAGGAAGGAUAGUGGCAAAUUGCCAAGUUCUCUUGCCAUGAAAUCAACAACAUUGGCUCUAGCUCUAGUUCUCUCCUUCACCUUUAAUUUGUAUGACAAAAAGAAAGACUUAUAGUUUGAUUUCAAUUGGAAGGGUACUAUUAGUUUUUCAACAUGUCAUUUUGUUGUUUAGUUAUAUCCUCCAUUGAAUUAAGAUUUUCUUCUAAGUGUUUUUCUUUUAUAUAAAUAAUAAUAAAUUCAA
Molecule: messenger RNA, 2420 nt
Organism: Medicago truncatula (barrel medic)
Lineage: Eukaryota; Viridiplantae; Streptophyta; Magnoliopsida; Fabales; Fabaceae
Product: cellulose synthase-like protein E1
Exons: 8
Coding region: 51-2294 (747 amino acids)
Biological process (GO): cellulose biosynthetic process
Cellular component (GO): membrane
Molecular function (GO): cellulose synthase (UDP-forming) activity
Source: RefSeq, a predicted model, not a curated record